GGGGCGGGGUUUCUGCAGGGCAGGCCCCGCCCGCGGGCGUGGCUCCGCCCCCCUCCUCGGGACGGGGUUUUUCGGCCCGUCGCGCCGGAAGUGCGUCAGCGCCCGCGGCGGGAGCGGGACGAGCGGAGCCGCAGGAUGAGCAAAGGCCGCGACGGCGCCGGGGGCGGAGGCGCCGCCGCCGUCCUGCUGCGGUACCUGCGGGAGCAGAACCGGCCGUACAGCGCCCAGGACGCCUUCGGGAACCUGCAGCGGGAGCACGGGCUGGGCAAGGCGGCCGUGGUGAAGGCGCUGGAGCAGCUGGCGCAGCAGGGCCGCGUCCGCGAGAAGACCUACGGGAAGCAGAAGAUUUACUUCGCCGACCAGGAGCAGCUCCCGGCCGCCAGCGACGCGGAGCUCCGCUCCCUGGAUGGGCAGAUCAGCGCUCUCUCCAGCAAAGUGCAGGAGCUGCAGCAGAGCUGCCGGCAGUUGGAGGCGCAGCUGAAGGAGCUGAACAGCUCCAUGACAAGCCCUGAGAUGGCCAAAGAGGUCGAGGCAUUGAGGAAGGACUGUGCAAGUUACACGGAGAAGCUGGAGAAGAUCAAGUGUGCCACCAACCACGUCACACCGGAAGAAAAAGAGCAGGUAGAGCUGCUGGGGCUGGGCCCGGGGCACCGGCCGCUCCCGGGGGGUUCUCAGUGCUGUGUCUGGGGCAGGUCUGCAGGGAGCAGCAGCUGUACCGCAGGGAGUGGCGGAGGAGGAAGCGAAUGGCAACCGAGCUGCUGGAUGCCAUCCUGGAGGGGUACCCCAAGAGCAAGAAGCAGUUCUUUGACGAGGUCGGGAUCGAGACUGACGAGGACCAGGGCGUCGCGCUGCCGCCGGCCGUGUGAGGGGGAGGGCAGAGGAGCUGAUGCUGGAGUUCUGCUUUUGGGCUGGUUGUUCUGGGUUUUUUUUUGGCCUCUUUUCGCAGGGCUUGGGCUGGUCCUGCACAUUUAUACACUUGUUUUAAUGUGCUUUGGGGAGGGUGGGUGAGGGAGUCACUCAGCACCAGCCCCUCACGGCCCUGCCUGUAGAGGGAAUGGUCCUUGUCCCGGCUCCUCACUGGGGGCAGGGGAGGUGUUGGUGUGUGGCUGGAGUGUCCUCAGGGUCCCAGGGACAAAAGGCAGCCAGUGCCUCAGCAGUGGAUGAACUGGGGCUCUUUCCUGUGUUCCAGGCAUGGUCAGGAGGCCCCAGCCCCUCACACACCCACAUUGGGCCCAGGUGGGCUCUGCCCCAGCUGGUUCCUCUGUUCAGGGUGUUGGGGUCGGGGUGGGUGGGGGGUGCAGCAGCCCUGGAAAGCCCCAAGGGGCUGGAGCCAGGCUCCAGGGACACCACAACAGAAAUAAACACAGGAAAAUGAU
This is a messenger RNA of Apus apus (common swift), 1376 nucleotides long. It is a transcript of the gene PSMC3IP, whose product is annotated as PSMC3 interacting protein. The transcript has 7 exons. Gene Ontology annotation, molecular function: double-stranded DNA binding; recombinase activator activity. The coding region runs from base 136 to 1008 and encodes 290 amino acids. Lineage: Eukaryota; Metazoa; Chordata; Aves; Apodiformes; Apodidae. Gene Ontology annotation, biological process: homologous chromosome pairing at meiosis; meiotic joint molecule formation; meiotic strand invasion involved in reciprocal meiotic recombination. Gene Ontology annotation, cellular component: condensed nuclear chromosome; DNA recombinase auxiliary factor complex. The record is from RefSeq and is a predicted model, not a curated record.